AUGGAUGUGUGUAAUGAUGGUGUGACGGCCACCAGAGCGGCCGUGGCUGGUGCAGUGGGGCAGGAGGAGGAAGAGGCGGAGGAAGAGGAGGAGAGGGAGGAAGGAGAGGAGGAGGAGGAGGAGGAGGAGGAGGAGGAGGAGGAAGAGGAGGAGGAAGAGGGUGAUGACGGAAGUGGUGGUUCAGAAGAAUUGUCAGAGUUAGUUGGCGGCGGAGAGGACGAGGAGGAGGCGGGCGGAGGGACGGAGGUUGGUGCGGUAUGGGAGGUGCAGUUAGUCCGAAGGUGUUGA
Molecule: messenger RNA, 288 nt
Organism: Spirometra erinaceieuropaei
Lineage: Eukaryota; Metazoa; Platyhelminthes; Cestoda; Diphyllobothriidea; Diphyllobothriidae
Source: the annotation of a GenBank genome assembly